Pecten maximus is the source of this 3118-nucleotide messenger RNA. Its product is annotated as tyramine/octopamine receptor-like. The transcript has 3 exons. Gene Ontology annotation, cellular component: membrane. NCBI's taxonomy places the organism in Eukaryota, Metazoa, Mollusca, Bivalvia, Pectinida, Pectinidae. The coding region runs from base 521 to 3037 and encodes 838 amino acids. The record is from RefSeq and is a predicted model, not a curated record. Gene Ontology annotation, biological process: adenylate cyclase-activating adrenergic receptor signaling pathway. Gene Ontology annotation, molecular function: G protein-coupled receptor activity.
AUGAAGUACAACUACUGAGGAGUACAGUCUACUGAGGAGUACAUUGUGGAAUUAUCUUUACUGUGGAGUACACAUACUAUAGAGUAUAUGAGAGAUAGUAGUGGGUAGAGGUGAAUGAGCUGCAGCUACUGUGUAUAUAUGGUGGACACUAGGCCAGCCCCUGCCAGUUGAUUGGUGUAUAGCUAGCUGCUGAGGCAGAUCCUCCUCACAAUCCCACCACAGUCGAUCUGACAGGCUAUAUGUGAUGUCAUCCCCAACAUGUGGCUAUGAUGGUCACCCACAGGUAGUGCUCCCUAACCUCAGGGGUAAAUAUCCUAGUUAUAAAGUUCCUCACAAGGAGAGUGUGUUAUAUAAUACAGCACCAUCAGUAAGUGUUAAGUGUCUUAGUAGAAAAUAAAUACAGAUUAUUACCUACUAUCCAGGUGUUUCAUAGUGUGGAAUAUCUACUCUGGGAAAUUAAAAAAAAAAUUGAAAUAAUUUGGAAUAGCACGAUACAAGAGUGGCUAGGAUAACUGUAUCUAUGUUUGAUCCUGUCACGAGACCGGAGGAUGUUACGCUGAUCCACAACAUGAAUAUAAGCGAUGAAGGGUUUGGGAAUAUAUCCAACGCAAGCACGGUUGACAGGGUGGAGCCCGAGCAAAUGCCACAGCUUGCUAUGUUGGUUCUGCUGUUGGUUAUUUGCAUGUCCGCCAUGGGUAACCUGCUUGUGUGUCUGGCUGUCAUCUGGGACCGUCGCCUACAAAACAUGACCAACUAUUUCCUUAUGUCCUUAGCCAUUGCCGACCUCCUCGUUUCAUUGCUGGUCAUGCCUCUUGGAAUGGUGGUCGAAAUCUACGGUUACUUCCCCUUUGAUGCUGGCGUGUGCGUAUUCUGGGUUGCUGUGGAUGUCCUUAUGUGUACAGCCUCUAUCUGGCACAUGUGUACAAUGUCUAUGGAUCGUUUCUUCACACUAAAGUACCCAAUGCGGUACGGACGCAACAAGACGAAAAUGAUGGUGGUUCUAAAAAUAUUUUUUGUGUGGAUAGUGUCCAUCACCAUUUGUAGUCCAAUAUUCAUAUUCGGGGCCAAAGACACAGCAAAUGUGUACAAUGAAGGAUUGUGUGUGCCAACUGUUGCAGAAUUCGUAAUUUAUGGCUCAAUUUUCGCCUUCUACAUCCCUCUGACUAUAAUGCUUAUUACAUAUGUAUUAACAAUCAGAAUACUAUGGAAAAACCAGCUUCUCAUGAAAAAUAUAGAGCGUUCUAAUAAUUAUAGACCUCGUAAUCGAUACGGAGAGAAUCGCUGUGUGAUACGUACAUUAUUAUCUCCCCCUAGCGACGAUGAAUCCCGUAAGGUUAGUUUGGGUAACAAUAGUGAUACAGAUGCUACAAUGUUAGCUGGAAUUCUGUCCCAACAGGACAACCUCGACCCGAGUACACCCAAUCAGGACACUAUUGAUCCUCAAGGUCAGUAUGACCUCCCCCCAUCCUCGGCACAGGGCAUGGAGCCCCAGCACAGCGAAAGACUCAUUACUUCUCCUUUUAAAGGAGAAUCUAAUCGGUCAGCCUCCAUGUCGUGUCUGGAAAUUCGUGUGUCAAAUCCAUCUGAUGAGGACAGCUGUCAGUGCGAUUCACAGACUGACUUACUCCGAUCAAAAUGUGAUUCCUGUCAGAGUGGAGAACAGGUCAACCUGAACCCAAAACUUAAUAUGUGCUCGUGUGAAAUGCAAAUAAACUCUGGAGUUAAACCAAGUCUGUGUCCAUGUGGCUCACAAACUAACGUAAUGGCUACAUUGGAUAUGUGUAAGUGUGGGUCUGGCAUAAAGACCGUGAAACGUGACAGACACACUGACAGACACACCCUCCAUUGUGCUGCGUCAUUUAACAAUAUGCCUAACCUGGAGAAUGGCAUGAAAUCUUCACCCCAACGACUGUCAGAGACUGUCCAAUUUCAUAGCUGUGGCAACCUCACACGAGAUUUCAAAUUCAAGGAAUGGAAGCAACACUACUUCCAAAUCCAACGAGAAAUGGACCAAUGCUUGAAGGACAGUUGUGGUUCACCAAAUAAAGAACAUUCCUCCCCAAACAAGGAGCAUAGUCAUUGUUCCCCAACUAAAGAACAUUCCUCCUCAAACAAGGAGCGUAGUUAUUGUGUCCAAACUAGGGCGCAUUCCCCGAUUAAGGAUCAAACUCCAAAAGAACGCUCCCCUCGGAAACUGUCAGCCAGCCAUGGCCAUAUUCCUGAUAGUGGUGAUGAAGACAACACCUAUCGUGUGUAUAGUCACAGUCAGUUAACAGAUACAGGUUACAAUACUAUGCGGCAAACCAUGUACGAGUCAUCCAUUGAUGACAUGGAGUCGUCUUCUUCAUCAGAGUUUCUCACCAUCAACCUAAAUCCCAGCUCAUUCCACAUGUACCGUUUAAGUGUGCCGCCGGAUGCCACGAUGCCACUCUUACAAAAGUGUAAUGGUACAGCUGUUGGAAAUGGUCACUGUGUAAGUGACGACAGUCGGCGGCCAAGUACCGAGUCGCCGGAGCAUGUCUACUUCAAACGACAUGACCCUUCGAAAAAGAGUAUCAAAUAUUUAUUGAAACGUUUCAAUAAAUCUCAAGGUAUGAAGCAAAUUCUGUCUAAAAAAGCGACAUCUAAUGAGAAGAAAGCCUCCAAGGUUUUAGGAAUUAUCUUUGCCGUGUUCGUGGUUUUAUGGACUCCUUUCUUCAUCGUGAACAUCCUCUCUGUGUCGUGUGCAGCGUGUAUGUGGGCGUUAACGCCGGAAAUGAUGUCAGUGUUUGUGUGGAUGGGAUAUAUUGCCUCACUGGCCAACCCUAUCAUAUACACCAUGUUUAACACGGCUUUCCGCCGAACAUUCAUUCGCAUACUCAAGUGCCACCUAUGUAAGCGAGGUGGAUUUCGUAUGGAUAGCCUAGCUAUUAGUUAUGCCGCAGCAUCUCAGCUAAACACGGACAGAAGGAAUACUAUGACAGUCUUGCUGAAGGACGACCAAAGACGUGAAUUCCAGAGUCAUGCUGUUCAUCUUCUACUCAGAAAAUACCAGUAAAGCCAAUGUGUGUGUAUGGGCCAAACAGAAAUAUUUAUAAACAGAUAUUUUGUGAAAUAAACAACUUUCAUUUACAAUAAU